AUGGUCAAUAUUUCAUCGUUGAUUAGACACUCUGGCAUUUGGAACGACGAUAAUAAAUACGUCAAUUACAAAAUUGAUGUUGUGACUUUCAAGGAGUAUUCGACGUAUGAGGAAUUGUUACAAACAGUUGCAACCCAAUUGAAUUUGGACAAGCAGAGGAAAAACAUAAACAUAAAAUACAUGGUUGAAUGUGAUGAUAUUCCAAUGGAAAUUCCCAAUGAUAUGGGUGUUAGGGUGUAUGUGGAAUUGAAGAAAGAGAACAAAGCGUUACCAAUGUACCCAUUAUGUAUAAUUACAACUGAUAGAAGCAUGGAGAUAUGUAUAUCAGGUGAGAGUUGUGUUGAAGGUGAUUAUUUGCAAAUCGGAUAUACGAAUCAAACGAAUGUAAUGGAAACAGUUGGUUCCCGUGAUUUUGCAUCAUCAAGUUGUAGAAAGGCUGAUUUGUUAUUCGAAAACAACAAGGGUAUGUUUAUUGAUGACAAGAACCAAAAAGUAGUUGUCGUCGAUCAAGUAUACAAGGAUAAAGAUACAUUAAAAGCUGUGAUGGUGAUUUAUGCAAUUACAAACAGGUUCAACUAUCGUACAGAAAGGUGUAAUGCAAUAAGCUACAUACUUGUGUGUGUAUCAGGAGAGUGUGGUUGGAAAUUCAAGUCGUCAAGUGUAGGUAAGUCAAGAUUCUUUAGAGUUAGAGAGUUUCAAGACAAACAUACAUGCCUGUUAAAGGAAAAUGAUUAUUCCCAAUGCCAAGCUACAAGUCGGUUGGUAAGUGGGAUUGUCAAACCAAAAGUAGCAAACCAUAAGAGGAAAUAUACGCCUAAAGACAUUGCGGAGGACGUCAAAAAUGAUUUUGGCAUGGAUGUUUCAUACAUGGUUGCUUGGCGGGCCAAAGAAAAGGCGAUGAAAGAUUUAAUUGGUGAACCGGCUGAAUCUUAUAAAAGAUUACCUGGAUAUCUAUACAUCUUUGAUAAGACUUACCCGGGUUCACAUAUCAAAAUGCGUAAAACCCGCAAAAAAGAAUUCUUGUAUGUUUUUAUAGCAUUGUAUGCAUUUAUCAAAGGCUUUGAUUAUUGUCGGCCAAUUGCGGUAGUUGACGGAAGCCACUUAAAAACACCGUACAAUGGAACAUUUGUCUCAACAAGCACAUUAGACGGUGCGGGCAACAUAGUUCCCUUAGCAUAUGGUGUGAUUGAUUAUGAGAAUGAUAGAUCCUGGACGUGGUUUUUCGAGCAUUUCAUAGAAACAUAUGGAAUUAGAGAGAAUGUAUACACGCAGGAUGAAUUUGAUGAGUUGAUGGGGAAGGUUCAAAAGGUAGAUAUGCUCGUGGCAGAGUAUUUGGAAUCGGCUGGUAGAGACAAGUGGGCUAAAUUGUAUGUAUCUGUUAACCGAUGGUGGACAGUGACUUCUAACAUAGCAGAGUGGAUUAACCAACAUCUUCUAGCAGCUAGAGAACUGCCUAUAUAUAACUUUCUCGAAGAAGUAGAACCAUCAACCGAAUUUGUGUACACAGUACAUGAUGGAGGAAGGCGAUUCAUUCUUAAUUUGAAUAGCAAAACUUGCAGUUGUCGUAUGUUUCAACUAGAUGAAAUCCCCUGCCUGCAUGCAUGGGCUGUCAUUAAGAAGAAAAAUCUAUUUUCUGAUGAUUAUUGCUCUGAUUUGUUCAAACCGGAGACCGUGUUGAAGACAUAUGAUAUACCUGUGGAUCCUCUACCCGACGAGCGUGAAUGGAACAUUCCCAAAUACAUCUUGGAGAAUGUGGUUUUGCCAUCAAGAUACAAGAGACCGCCUGGUAGGCCAAAGAAGAGGCGUGAUAAGCCUUUAAGUAAAUUAUUGUUUGGAAAGAACAGACAUGCUUGCUGUACUUGUGGACAACUUGGACACAACAGACGUUCAUGCAGUUUUGAGUCUCGAAGGAAGUGA
This is a messenger RNA of Lycium barbarum (goji berry), 1917 nucleotides long. RefSeq lists its product as uncharacterized. Gene Ontology annotation, molecular function: zinc ion binding. The record is from RefSeq and is a predicted model, not a curated record. The transcript has 5 exons. NCBI's taxonomy places the organism in Eukaryota, Viridiplantae, Streptophyta, Magnoliopsida, Solanales, Solanaceae. Bases 1 to 1917 code for a protein of 638 amino acids.